Lodderomyces beijingensis is the source of this 1785-nucleotide messenger RNA. The record is from the annotation of a GenBank genome assembly. Lineage: Eukaryota; Fungi; Ascomycota; Pichiomycetes; Serinales; Debaryomycetaceae.
AUGUCUGUACCAAAUAGACCGCGCGUCCAGUUUGAUCCCAGGCGUCCUACAAGAAAAGCUCCAGCUACCAACACCAAUGCAAAUCUACAACAGAACACAACUCAGAUAAACAAUGCAUUGAAUGCGAUACAGUCGUCCAAAACCUCGCCCUUGUCAAAAAAAGAUCUCACAGUAUAUACUAUGGAAGAUGGCGAGACUUAUUCUACUGUAGAAAGAGCUGUGUCUUCAGUUACCCCUCCAGCAACUUUCAACCCGUCUAAUGAACAAGUAUUCUUACGCAAUGGCUUACCCAAUUGUGAUUUCAUCAGAGACCAUUUUUUUCACGAAGGUAGAUUAACCGAAGACCAGGCCAUCAGGAUCUUGAAACAAGCAACUCAAUUGUUGACCUCAGAACCCAACUUGCUAACUGUGCCCGCGCCAGUUACCAUUUGUGGCGAUGUCCAUGGCCAAUACUAUGAUCUCAUGAAACUAUUUGAAGUUGGUGGCGACCCCAAGACCACCAAAUAUUUAUUUCUUGGUGACUACGUCGAUAGAGGUUCUUUUUCCAUUGAAUGUUUGGUUUAUUUAUAUGCAUUAAAGAUUACUUAUCCCAACUCGUUUUGGAUGCUUAGAGGUAAUCACGAAAGUCGUCAUUUAACUGAAUACUUUACUUUCAAAAAUGAAUGUUUACACAAGUACUCAGAACGAGUUUAUGAAGAGUGCAUUGCUUCAUUUAAUUCAUUGCCCUUGGCAGCUAUUAUGAAUGAACAGUUUUUCUGCGUUCAUGGCGGGUUAUCACCUCAAUUGACGGAUUUAAACAGUGUGAAAAAGAUUAACAGAUUCCGAGAACCACCCACAAAGGGGUUAAUGUGUGACUUGUUAUGGGCUGAUCCAAUCGAAGAAUACGAUGAUGAUAACGUUGACACCGAAUAUAUAAAUAACCAAGUCAGAGGUUGCUCAUAUGCAUUUACCUAUAAAGCAGCAUGCAAAUUUUUAGAUCGCACCAAACUACUUUCAGUCAUUCGAGCUCAUGAAGCUCAAAAUGCAGGCUACAGAAUGUACAAGAGGACCAAAAGCAUGGGGUUCCCAAGCUUGUUGACCAUGUUUAGUGCCCCCAACUAUUUGGACAGCUACAAUAACAAGGCCGCCGUGUUAAAGUACGAAAACAAUGUCAUGAAUAUUCGGCAAUUCAACGCAUCUCCUCAUCCAUACUGGUUGCCUCAUUUCAUGGAUGUUUUCACUUGGUCGUUGCCAUUUGUUGGCGAGAAAGUCACCGAUAUGUUGGUUAGCAUAUUAAAUGUCUGCACCGAAGAAGAAUUGGAAGAAGAUUUGCCAUUUGCUGAAUCCGAAAUCGGCAUAAGCCAGGCCUCGAGCACAUUUAGCUCUCCAACGUCUAAACCUCCAUCUACAUCCUCAUCAGCGCUGGAAGAGCAGGAAGAGCAAGAAGAGUCGUUAGCUGAAAAGAGGCUAGCAUUGCGCAACAAGAUUAUUGCCAUUGGCAAGAUGUCGAGAAUGUUUCAAAUCUUGAGGGAAGAGCAGGAAAGCGUUGCCCAUUUGAAAGAGUUGAAUAGAGGCUCCCUCCCAAAGGGCUCGUUAUUGCAUGGAAGAGAAAGCUUGCAAAACACCAUCACCACUUUUGAAGAAGCUAGAGCUGCCGAUCGAAUCAACGAAGCAAUGCCGCCGAGCCAUGCCGAUAUGAGGAGAAUGGAAGAAGAACGCGAAGAAAGAAUCAAGAAACAAAUGGAAAACCCUGAAAAUGACAGUCCCGUCUUGCACAAGCUAAUAAGAAGGUUGAGCCAAGGUUGA